This is a messenger RNA of Phoenix dactylifera (date palm), 2748 nucleotides long. Its product is annotated as protein POLLEN DEFECTIVE IN GUIDANCE 1-like. Lineage: Eukaryota; Viridiplantae; Streptophyta; Magnoliopsida; Arecales; Arecaceae. The record is from RefSeq and is a predicted model, not a curated record. Gene Ontology annotation, cellular component: endoplasmic reticulum membrane.
CCCCCCCCCCCCGGCGGUGGCGGUUAGUUCUGAGGUGCUCCCCCUAAAGUCUCCUCGCUAGCGUGGGAUCGCCACUCCUGCGAUACUCCUCUCGAAACUUUUAGGGUUUCUCCCCUCUCUCCUCCCGCCUCUCUCCACUUUGCCCUAAUCUCUCGGUAUCGAUAGAAUUCCGUCGAAUUCGUCCGCCGAUGUCCCUCAGAUCCGGCGGGCGGAAGGUCUCCUUCGACCUCCUCGCCAGCGACAGCUCCGGCGACGACGGAAUCCUUUCCCUCCGGCCAUCUGUCGUCUUCUCGAACGGUGGCGAGGACGGCCGAUCGACCCGCCGGAAGCGGAAAUCCAAGGCCUCGAAGAAAAAGAAGUUAACCGAGAGGGCGGCACUGGCCGAGGAUCGGGGCCUCUUGGUGGGAUUAGAUCUUCAGAAGCCCGUGGUCGAGAACGGUCACUAUGAGGAUAAGAUGGGACUCAGCGUCUCGAAGAGCAGAUCGGUGGUGGAGUCCGUGUGUGAGAACACGGUGGUGGAGCCAGCGCCGGAGCCGGAGAGCUCCCAAGUGAGCUGUGUUUCUUUCGUGGAACUGAGGCAGAGGAACGCGAACGGGAGUGCUGGCGAUGAGCCUGGGGAAGAGGAGACCAGCACCAGGGAGAGUUCCGCAGGGCAAUGGAGGCCUCAAUCUAAGGAAAAAAUCACUAAGUUUGCGAAAGAGGGGUCGUUGGAUUGGAAUCGGGUAAUGGCAGAAGAUCCAAAUCUGCUAGGAGAAGUCUCAUCUUCGGACAGAUCGCCCAUAAAAUACUUUAUGGGAGAGAUUUAUGGUGGUAAUUCACUUAGAAGCACAAUACCUGCUGGGAAUGAGAAGAAGCGUCAGGGGGUCUAUAAUACUAUGUUCCAUGUUCCUUGGAGAUGUGAACGGCUUAUUGUUGCAGGCUUCUUUGUCUGUUUGGAUUCAUUUCUGUCAUUGCUAACUAUUAUGCCAGCACGAAUUCUUAUGACCAUUUGGAGGGUGCUGCACACCCGGCAGUUUCAGAGGCCAAAUGCUGCCGAGUUAUCAGAUUUUGGUUGUUUCAUUGUGUUGACUAUAGGAGUAAUCACGCUACAAAUGACAGAUAUCAGCCUAAUAUAUCAUAUCAUACGUGGACAAGGAAUAGUCAAACUCUAUGUGGUAUACAAUGUAUUAGAGAUAUUUGACAAACUCUGUCAAUCUUUUGGCGAAGAUGUUUUGCAAGUUCUGUUCAAUUCUGCAGAAGGGCUUUCAAAUUGUUUGCCAGACAAUAUGAUAUUUCAACUGAUGAGGUUCAUUUUGGAUGAAGCAAUAGCCAUCAUUGCAUUUGAUAUCCUUUAUGACAGAUGGUUAUAUUUUAUUUUCAUUUAUGUGGAUACAUUUCUGAAUUGCAUUUCCUUAAGUAGGAUACUUGUCCAUUCUUUCAUCUUAUUGGCUCAGGCUAUCACUUUAUCAACUUGCAUUAUUGGCCACAACAAUGCUUUGCUGGCUCUACUGGUGUCAAAUAACUUCUCUGAGGUUAAAAGCAGUGUAUUCAAACGUGUUAGCAAAGAAAACCUUCACAGUUUGGUAUACUAUGAUAUCAUCGAGAGGUUCCACAUCACAACUUAUGUGUUAUUUGUGCUAUCCCAGAAUAUCUUGGAGGCUGAGGGACCCUGGUUUGAGAGUUUUGCUAUCGAUGCCCUCCAGGUUUAUGUGUGUGAAACAUUUAUUGAUACAAUCAAGCAUUCAUUUCUUGCAAAAUUUAAUGAAAUAAAACCCAGUGCGUACUCAGAGUUUCUAGAAGACCUUUGCAAACAGACGCUGAAUGAGAAGCCUGAUGAGCGUCGGAAAGACCUUACUUUCAUUCCUCUUGCACCAGCCAGUGUGGUCAUCCGAGUUCUAACUCCAGUAUAUGCAAUCGUUCUUCCAUAUGGUCCACUCCCAUGGAGGUUAUUCUGGAUCAUCUUCUGGUCAAGCCUGACCUACAUCACGCUUGCCAUUUGCAAGAUGCUUGUGGGACUGAGCCUUCGCCGCCUUGCCACUUGGUACAUGAAUCAGCAGCUUGAGAGCAAACAACAUGUCGACUGAUACCUUUGCUUGGUCUGAUCUGAGUAAAAGUUCUCUAGCCUGAGGCUUAUGAUGAGGGUUCAGUCACGCGGUGCAACAUCACCAGCCCCCAGAUAGAGGUGCUCGCCGGACGGAGCGGUUUCUUGCCUUCAUAUUAAGUUGUGCAUGAACGAUACAAAUCAAAAUACACCUCUGUGCUCCAAUUCUUGUAUCCAUUGAGAUCAAACUCCUGGCAUCUUGCUUGAAUUUUGCUUUUAUAUGGCUGCAAGUCCCAGGUGACUAUAAAGCAGAAAUAGUCCUGAAAUCUGGUAGAUCUCCGUUUCAUUUUUACCUUUGUUUACCUGAAUCAGGUGACUAUAAAGCAGUAUGAUUUUAUGAAUUCUUUUACAGGUUAAAUACUCAAAAUAUGGUGCUAGUUUCAUUAGUGUCGUUUCUCACUCUCUUCCGUCCUACCCGCUGCAGCAUCUCUCUGUUUCCCAUAGUCUCCGUUUUGUUACAAUUCCCCAUGCACAUCUUUUUCUAAUGCUGGAUUUUGACUUUGCCAUGGUGAGCCGGGAUUCAAAUGGCACGGGCAACUGUCGAGGACUCUGCCGACCAAGUCCUCAAUAUUAUGUAAUGCGUCCUUAAAGCUGUUUUCAAUGUAUCCCUUGGGCAAUCACCUUGCUGACUCUUAUUAUAUUAAAUAAAUAAACAUUAUCUUUGCUUC